Molecule: messenger RNA, 2192 nt
Organism: Larimichthys crocea (large yellow croaker)
Lineage: Eukaryota; Metazoa; Chordata; Actinopteri; Sciaenidae
Gene: popdc1
Product: popeye domain cAMP effector 1
Exons: 8
Coding region: 165-1256 (363 amino acids)
Biological process (GO): striated muscle cell differentiation; heart development; skeletal muscle tissue development
Cellular component (GO): sarcolemma
Molecular function (GO): cAMP binding
Source: RefSeq, a predicted model, not a curated record
GCCCAUUUUAGUCUCUCCCUGUCAGCUGAGUGGAAUGUGCGACGCACACUGUGCAGCCCCCCCUCCGAUCAAGGGUCCAGUCUGCAGUCACCAGCAGCGUUUCAGCUCCUUCACACAAGUCAUCCCUGCUGCUCAGAACGUCUUCAAGGUGACCCUGCUGCAGGAUGUCCUCUACCCCAGAGCUGCCCCACUUCCUCUUCACCACGCUGCCCUCCUUCCCCUCGGCCACUCCAGGAGUCCCGGCAACAGAGCCCAAUGCCACGUCAUGCCAGGAGUGGGAGCAGGCCCACCACCUCCUCUUCCAUCUGGGGAACCUGUCCCUGCUGCUGGGCCUGGUCAUCCCCACCACGAUGGGCCUGCACAUGAUCCUGCUGCGCCUCCUCCUGAUGACAGGAUGUGGUCUCCUCAUCGCGUGGGCAACUCUGUACAGGUGCAACCUGGACGUGAUGGUUUGGAAUGUGGUAUUUCUGGUGGUCAACUUCAUGCACUUGUUCUUCCUCGUGUACAAGCGCAGGCCGAUUAAGAUCGACAGGGAGCUCCGGCCUGUCUACAAGCGGAUGUUUGAGCCCCUCCACGUGAAGGAGGCUCUGUUUCAGAGGCUCACAGGACAGUUCUGCACCAUCCAGACGGUGAAGAAAGGCCAGGCCUACGCUGCCGAGGACAAGACCUCUGUGGACGAACGCCUCAGCAUUCUCAUCAAAGGAAAGAUGAAGGUAUCAUACCGAGGCCAUUUCCUCCACAACAUCCACACCAAUUCAUUCAUCGACUCUCCAGAGUUCAGGUCCACUGAGAUGCACAGAGGAGAGAAGUUCCAGGUGACCAUCAUGGCAGAGGAUAACUGUAAGUACCUAUGUUGGUCUCGAGAGAGGCUCACCUACUUCCUGGAGUCCGAUACUUUCCUCAAUGAGGUGUUCAGGUACCUCAUUGGCAAAGACAUCACCAACAAACUGUACUCUCUGAAUGACCCCACACUCAGUGACAAGGCGGUGAAGAAGAUAGACCGUCAACCCAGCCUGUGCUCUCAGCUGUCUAUGAUGCAGAUGAGGAACAGCAUGGCGAGCACUAGUGACACUGAUGACGUCCUCAAUCAGAUCCUGCGAGGGGGGUCUGCUGGAUCAUCACUCCAAAAAUCACCUGGCACCAAGACUUCUGCAAAAAUGAAGCCCAUAGCAGAAGGCAUGGAGGACGAUGUUUUCGAAGAAUCUUCUCCCUCUGAGUCUCAAUACAUGCCCAGCACUUCAACUAACGAAGUAUAGCCAGCAGGAAAGAACAGACAAGAUCGAAUGCAGAACAGCAAGAGCCUGAGCGGUACAUCAGCAUCGUCAGCCAUGACUAUGAUAUAUGUUUUUCUGCAUCUAUGAUAGCUGAUGAUUAAGAACAAAUAGAUAGAUAUGUUUGUGCUCAUAGAAACAGUGUCUUCAUUCCAUUGGCCACAAAGCAAUGUCAUCGUCAUGGAGUGGUGUUUGUGUUCACCAGAUUAAUGUAAGUCCAGUCUCUCUCUCUCUUUAAGCUUUAAAUGCCCCACUGUGUCCACCAGCUAGUCUCUAACUACGUCUGUCUCUAGGUGUAAAGUGAUCUUUUACAGCUUUUUCACUGGAACCAGUUGCCAGCGGGGGGACUAAAAGAGUAAAGUUUGGGAGCUGGACCACCAAAACAAUGAGCUGAAAUAAGCUAGAAAACUGAGGAGAUUAAUCACCAUGAGACCGCUUACUUUACAUUUAAUUAUUAGAUGAUCUGUCAUUAAAAUAUUCACUGGACACAACUUUGCAUUCUCAAACAUCAGUAUCAGAGUCUAAAAAUCCUGUAUCCAUCCUGGACAGAUAACUCUCCCUCACAACAAAAUGAUAUCAAUUCUUUCAGUUGUGUCUGAAAAACAGAUCAGACUCUUUUCUUUGUGUUUUUUUAUUACAUUUUUGAUCAUAUAUAGACACAAGCAUUUUCUUGUUUUAGCCACAAGCUUCUAAUUGUCACAACUUUUACACAGAAUCUAUUGGUGAGGAUUUUCUUUGCCAAAGUUAUUUUAUUUAACCAUGUAUCAUUUUUCAAAUCUGUGUGCACUGUGUGUUACUUUAGUAAAUGUUUGGAGUGAAGUGUUUCGUCCUGUUUGUUUGUUGAUGCCUUAGAUUCAUACAUCAGAUAUUAGAUAGAGUUCAGUUCUGUACCCCAUUAAAUACAUGUGAUCAGUCAUCUCA